Molecule: messenger RNA, 948 nt
Organism: Betta splendens (Siamese fighting fish)
Lineage: Eukaryota; Metazoa; Chordata; Actinopteri; Anabantiformes; Osphronemidae
Product: retinal rod rhodopsin-sensitive cGMP 3',5'-cyclic phosphodiesterase subunit gamma-like
Exons: 4
Coding region: 458-733 (91 amino acids)
Biological process (GO): visual perception; positive regulation of epidermal growth factor receptor signaling pathway; positive regulation of G protein-coupled receptor signaling pathway
Cellular component (GO): photoreceptor outer segment membrane
Molecular function (GO): 3',5'-cyclic-nucleotide phosphodiesterase activity; cGMP binding
Source: RefSeq, a predicted model, not a curated record
AAAGGACACGGGGCUGAAGAAGGUUCUGGUACAUGUGUGCGUGUUUACAUGUGUAUGAACGGUGUGGAUUAGCUGCAGGAAACCAUCAGAUGAAUGGAUCAGGUGUUUGUUUAUGCCCAGCAGGUUUCCAGACAAACAUAAUGCAGCUUAAUCUGACAGCCUGCUGAUGAAAGGGGAACGUCGCAGCACAUGCCGGUAUGUUCAUGGUGGCAGAUGCUGCCCAAUCAUAUAGGUGCUGGUAAAGUGUGAAGGAUCACAGGGCAAAUCUCCUCAGCCGCCAGCUGAUGAACGUGCUGUUUUCUACACGGCGUUGAGCAAACUACCUGCAUGUGAUGUGCAGGUUAUUGGCUGGGGGCGUCAUAAUCUCCUCAGAGUCAGAGGUGUAUAAGAGCUCUUCACCAAACACAGCAGCACAGAUCCACAAGAUUAUCAGGUGUGACAACUCAGCUGGACAAAUAUGAACUUAGAUGUGCCCAGAGCAGAAGCAAAGCCCGGCAGCAAGGCUCCUCUCAGAGCAGCCGGGGGGCCCGCGUCCCCACGCAAAGGCCCGCCCAAGUUCAAACAGAGGAACACGCGCCAGUUCAAGAGCAAGCCCCCAAAGAGAGGCGUCAUCGGUUUUGGAGAGGACAUCCCGGGAAUGGAAGGACUCGGCAUCGACAUCACUGUAAUCUGCCCCUGGGAGGCUUACAGCCAUCUCGAGCUGCACGAACUGGCUCAGUACGGCAUCAUCUGAGAGACGCCAGCGUGGGCGCAUGUGCAGGGACGAGAUGCGCUGACCAGCCCCCGAACCGGCACCAGGACCCAGAAAACCUCAACCCAACGCUUCCACUUCAUCCAUCUACGUAGUAACAGCCUAAUGACUCUGGGGUUGCCGUGGAAACUGUGACAGUUUGGAAACACGGUUUCCAUCAACAAGCUCAGAAUAAAGCUUGGACUUUAAAAAACAAA